AUCUCGAAAACCCUCUCUCUUUGUCUCUUCUCCGACUGCGUAGUUUAGUUGGAAGCCUCGAAUCCAAAAUCAAUGGCGAACGACCAAGAGAUGAGUGGUUGGACUGAUCUUCUCCAUUCUUCGUCGAAGCUUCUGGAGCAAGCUGCUCCUUCUUCUCAAUUUCCUCCUCUUCAGAGAAAUUUAGAUCAGUUGGAAGCAUUAUCGAAGAAGCUAAAAGCUAAAACCCUAAGGAACGAAGCUCCUUCUCAGUCUAUUGCUGCCACUAGACUACUCGCACGGGAGGGAAUUAAUGCAGAGCAACUAGCUCGUGAUCUUAAAUCUUUUGAGCUCAAGACAACAUUUGAGGAUGUGUUUCCUGCUGAGGCGACGAGCGUUGAAGAAUACCUGCAACAGGUUCAUGAAAUGGCUAUGGUAUCAGCUAUACAGGAAGCCCAAAAGGAUAAUGUUCGAAGCUUUAAUGACUACAUGAUGAAAGUGCUGGAGGAGGAUUGGAGAAAAGAAAAACGCGACUUCCUUCAGAGCCUCAGCAGAAUAUCAAUGCUACCUAAAACGAAUUUGACUGAUACAAGCAGAGAGGUUCAUGCUGGUCAACUAGUGCCGGUGGCUUCAAGUCCUCGAGUGUCCUCAACACCAGGCAAAGAACUUGUGGCUCUGGCUAACAUACCCAUUCAUGAGAUAAAGGCAUACAUCUAUGGAGAGGUUGUGAAGAAACUUAACACUUCAAGAGAACGAGGCUUGCCAUUUAGACCUGCUAUGUGUUUUAAGGACGCUUAUGAUACUCUUGGUGCUGAGGUAACUCGCGGGAAAUCAGUCAACAUGCAGAAAAUCUGGCAGCUUGUUCAGGCAAUAACAGGUGAAGAUUCAGCAGUUCGCCAGGGUGUUUCGAAGAGGAUGUCCCUCGCGAUAGGUGCAAGACAUCAUUUACAACGUGGGCAUGAGAAAUAUAUAAUGGACACAAUUCAGAGUCAUCCGACACAAGCUGCUCUUGGUGGAUCUGUUGGAAAUUUGCAAAGAAUUCGUGCAUUUCUUCGGAUUCGUUUGAGAGACUAUGGUAUUUUAGAUUUCGAUUCAGCUGAUGCUCGUAGGCAGCCUCCUGUUGAUACUACUUGGCAACAGAUAUAUUUUUGCUUGCGAACUGGGUAUUAUGAGGAGGCUAGAGAAAUCGCUCGCUCAACUCGGUCAUCUCAGCAAUUUGCACCACUGCUUCAGAGCCUCAGCAGAAUAUCAAUGCUACCUAAAACGAAUUUCACUGAUACAAGCAGAGAGGCUCAUGCUGGUCAACUAGUGCCGGUGGCUUCAAGUCCUCGAGUGUCCUCAAUACCAGGCAAAGAACUUGUGGCUCUGGCUAACAUACCCAUUCAUGAGAAAAAGGCAUACAUCUAUGGAGAGGUUGUGAAGAAACUUAACACUUCAAAAGAACGAGGCUUGCCAUUUAGACCUGCUAUGUGUUUUAAGGACGCUUAUGAUACUCCUGGUGCUGAGGUAACUCGCGGAAAAUCAGUCAACAUGCAGAAGAAACUUUUACUCUACACCAUCAUUUCUGGCUCCCGUAGGCAAAUUGAGCGCAUACUGAGGGAUCUGUCUACACUAUUCAACACAAUUGAAGAUUUCUUAUGGUUCAAAUUAUCAUGCAUAAGGGACGUCACUGGUGGAUCUUCAUCUGUGGUCCUGAAUGAUGGCCUUGCACCGUACAGUUUAGAUGAUCUUCAGGCCUAUCUCAAUAAAUUUGAGCCUUCAUACUACACGAAGAAUGGUAAAGACCCCUUGGUAUAUCCAUAUGUUUUGCUUCUCAGCAUUCAGUUGCUACCAGCUAUCAUGCACUUAUCCAAAGAAGCAGGAGAUGGAGGGUACAAUAUCGAUGCUAUUCAUAUAGCUAUUUGUCUAGUGGACCAUUCCGUUUUAUCAGAAGGCUCUGGGACUGGCCACAAACUAAGUGUGAUGGAUCCUAAUGCUGAGGCAUCUAGCAUGAUAAGGCAAUAUGGGUCAAUGUUUUUGCAUCAUGGAGAUUUCCAAAUGACUGUAGAGUACUAUGCACAAGCUGCUGCUACUGUAGGUGGGGGGCAAUUAGCUUGGUCUGGAAGAAGUGAUAUGGAUCAACAGAGGCAGAGAAACUUAAUGCUGAAGCAGCUACUGACUGAGAUUCUGCUUCGAGAAGGUGGCCUUUACUUUAUGCUUGGGGAAAGAGGUUCUGGUGAAGAAGGUCAGCUUGGAAGGUUUUUUACUGAUUCUAGAUUGCGACAGCAGUUCUUGGUUGAAGCUGCGCAUCAAUGUCAGGAAGCUGGAUUAUAUGACAAAUCCAUAGAAAUACAGAAGAGAGUCGGUGCAUUUUCGGCUGCCUUGGAGACUAUAAACAAGUGUCUUUCUGAAGCCAUUUGUUCUCUCGCCCGUGGAAGGUUGGAUGGUGAAAGCCGAACAACAGGGCUCAUACUCGCGGGGAACGACAUUCUUCAGACUUACAAAUAUUACCCUGAAGUCAGUCCCCAGGAAAGAGAUCGAGUGAUGGAACAAGAAACCAUACUGAGAGAGCUUGAGGCGAUACUAUCAAUCCACAAGUUUGGUAGAUUAGGCAAUCAUCUGGAUGCUUUAAGGGAAAUUGCAAGACUUCCAUUCCUUCAUCUCGAUCCAAGAGUGCCCGAUGCAACAGCUGAUGUGUUCCAGAGUGCAUCACCUUACUUCCAGACUUGUGUCCCGGACCUGCUCAAAGUUGCACUAACGUGUUUGGACAAUGUACCUGACACUGAUGGAUCGAUCCGUGCCAUGAGAUCCAAGAUUGCUGGGUUUCUUGCAAGCAACACACACCGGAACUGGCCUCGUGACUUGUACGAGAAGGUGGCUCGAAGCUUUUGAAUAUUUUUGGGCUUAUCGUCCAGAUUCUUGACUCUGAUUCUGUUGACUUUUUAGUAGCUUUCAAAUCUUGCUUAUAAAGAUUAUUAAUAUGUGCAUUUUAGUUUUUUUUUUUUUUUUGGUAGAACAAAAGGGAGAAACCCUCCCAUUAUAAAUAAAAACGAACAAACUUAAAUACAAAUCUGUGGCGGUAUUGCAACUCCA
This is a messenger RNA of Camelina sativa (false flax), 3048 nucleotides long. NCBI's taxonomy places the organism in Eukaryota, Viridiplantae, Streptophyta, Magnoliopsida, Brassicales, Brassicaceae. The record is from RefSeq and is a predicted model, not a curated record.